AUGAUUGCGAGGAAGAAGCAGAGUUUGUUGUGGGCGACAAUCUUAAGACGAAUUUACCAGCGGAAUAUUAGCUAAUCUAGCAAAUUAAAGUUAGUCAAACCAUCGGCAGACAUGGCGAAAAUGGCAUUCCAGCACCAGGCCGGCACGGCGAUGGAGUGCUUAAGCAUUCCCAUCACGCUGCACAAGGAGAAGGACUACGACCAGGAGGGGCGCGAGAUCCUCAAGUGCGGCUUCAAGAUCGGCGGCGGCAUUGACCAGGACUAUAAGAAAAGCCCUCAGGGAUACACGGAUUAUGGCAUCUAUGUGACCGAGGUGCACGAGGGCAGUCCCGCCGCCCGAGCAGGUCUGCGGAUCCACGACAAGAUCCUGCAGUGCAACGGCUACGACUUCACCAUGGUCACCCACAAGAAGGCCGUGAGCUACAUCCGGAAAAACCCGAUACUCAACAUGCUGGUGGCCCGCAAGGGCGUGACCUCCACAUAAGUGGUGCUCGGAGCAGGGUCUCCACAGACUACAGCAGUAUUUAAGCGGCAUUUAAACUAUCCCCUCCACCGCCCUCUGGGCCAAGGAUCUCUUUGCCUCCUGCAACCUAUGCGAAUACUUAGAACUACCAUAUUAUACAUAUUAAUUCAUUACGUAUGCAUAUCGCACACACAUGUAGCCAGACGUAAAUGUAGCACCUAGUAAUGCUUCUUGUUGAA
This is a messenger RNA of Drosophila mauritiana, 701 nucleotides long. RefSeq names its product tax1-binding protein 3 homolog. The record is from RefSeq and is a predicted model, not a curated record. Gene Ontology annotation, molecular function: protein binding. Gene Ontology annotation, biological process: neurotransmitter receptor transport postsynaptic membrane to endosome; neurotransmitter receptor transport, endosome to postsynaptic membrane. The transcript has 3 exons. NCBI's taxonomy places the organism in Eukaryota, Metazoa, Arthropoda, Insecta, Diptera, Drosophilidae. The coding region runs from base 112 to 483 and encodes 123 amino acids. Gene Ontology annotation, cellular component: postsynaptic membrane; adherens junction; postsynaptic density.